AUGGAGGAAGGACACGACACGGGGCAGAUGGAAUUUGAAGAGGAAGAUAUACCCCUGCGUAACGAUGAGAACUUCUGGUACGGGCACUAUUUUUGCACCUGGCCUAGGUGUGACCUCUGGUUUUCCACACCUGGUACUAGGAGGAAGCAUUUCAGGACUCACUGUAGGCCUGUACUCUGUUCCGUGUGCCCAAAGCGGAUGGCCUGGACUAGAGACAUGAGGAAGCACUUCGACACUCACUUCAAGCGGCCGCGUUACCAGUGCCGGUGUGAGAAGAUUUACUCCAAGAUGGAUAAUCUCAAGAAGCACAUCAAGGAGAAAACGGCACAGCCGAAGCUCUAA
Molecule: messenger RNA, 342 nt
Organism: Colletotrichum phormii
Lineage: Eukaryota; Fungi; Ascomycota; Sordariomycetes; Glomerellales; Glomerellaceae
Exons: 2
Coding region: 1-342 (113 amino acids)
Source: RefSeq, a predicted model, not a curated record